AUGAAUACUCCAGGAAACUUAACAACAUUAUCAUCUUCACCUUCGUCAACUACUAUUUCAACGAUAAAUAUUGAAAAACAUGAACCGGAUCCCGACACUAUUAAAAUGUUUUGUGGUCAAAUUCCACGUAACAUGCAUGAAUCAGAACUACGUGAAAUGUUUGAACAGUUUGGUCCUGUCUUUCAAUUGAAUGUUUUACGUGACAAACAAACUGGUGAAUCGAAAGGUUGUUGUUUUGUGACAUUUUAUUCUCGGAAAUCAGCAUUAGAUGCCCAAAAUGAGCUACACAAUUUACGUACCUUAAAUGGUAGUCAUCAUCCAAUUCAAAUGAAACCUGCUGAUACAGAAAAUCGAAAUGAACGAAAAUUAUUUGUUGGAAUGGUAUCUAAAAAUUUAGAUGAACAAAAUAUUCGUGGUAUUUUUCAAUCAUAUGGAAUUAUUGAAGAUUGUACAGUAUUACGUGAUGCUAAUGGCAAAAGUCGAGGAUGUGCUUUUGUGACCUUUCAAAAACGUCAAUGUGCUUUGAAUGCAAUCAAGUCAAUGCACCAAUCUCAAACUAUGGAGGGUUGUUCUUCUCCGCUUGUCGUUAAAUUUGCUGAUACACCAAAAGAUAAAGAAACAAAAAAAAUGCAACAACAAUAUACAACUCAUAAUAAUGGUCUUAUGCAACAUAUACCUCCUGGCAACUCAAUGCCUAAUCUUCCGCAUAUGAAUAACUAUAACUUUUUACCUGAGAUAAGCAAUUUAGUAUUUCUUCAACAAUUAUUAAAGAAUUAUGGUUUUCUUAAUACCAAUGGCACUUCUAUAAAUUUUGCCGCAUUAAACAAUCUUCUACAAAUGUUUACGAGUAAUAUGAAUUUAAACGGUAAUAAACCGCCUCUUCUACCACCCCCGCCACCGCCCGCUACAUCAUCAAAUAUGACAUUAAGUUCUCAACACAGUAGUAAUCAAUCUCUAAAUGUUCAAGAACAACAGCAUACGACGAAUUCCCCUCGUCCACAUCCCCCUAAUCAAAACAAUGGCUCCUAUAAUAAUGAUUCAUCGUCACUUAUGUGUGGCACAAGUGCAUAUAACAGUAAUGGACUUAAUCCUAAUAAUGGUAAUGGUCCACCAACAAAUCAUCAUAAUUCAAGUGGUGGUUUAACAUCAUCUGCUACGACUCCCAACAAUGGCCCUUAUCCACCUACAAUGCCUUCACUCUAUGCGAACAAUAGUAGUUCACUGUCGAAUGGGGGUGGUGCAGAUGCUCAUCAUAAUUUACAAAAUCUUGUUGCUUUGUCACAAAUUAAUAAUGGAGGUCUUCUACCAACUAAUAUGCAUCAUAGUCCAACUACGAGUUCGUCGGCUGCACCACCAGCUUCAUUUAAUGUCUUUCCAUCACCAACAUACAUAAAUACUCAAGUAGCUGGCAAGCAUACGGAAGGUCCUGAUGGUGCUAAUUUAUUUAUCUACCAUCUUCCACAAGAAUACAGUGACACAGAUUUAGCGCAAGCUUUUGCUCCAUACGGACCCAUUGUAUCUGCUAAAGUAUUUGUUGAUAAAACAACAAAUCGCAGUAAAUGUUUUGGUUUUGUAAGUUACGAUAAUCCAGCAUCAGCUCAAGCUGCUAUUAAUCAAAUGAACGGUUUUCAGAUUGGUAUGAAACGACUAAAAGUUCAAUUGAAAAAACUUCGAAAUAAUGUUAAUAAUAAUAAUAAUAAUAAUAAUAACAUCAGUAAUCCAAAUCCAAUUCAAGUAGCAGCUAGUAAUAGUCCAAAUAAUCAUAGUGGAAAUUCACCGACAGCAUCUAAAACAAAUUCGUAUUAA
This is a messenger RNA of Rotaria socialis, 1806 nucleotides long. The record is from the annotation of a GenBank genome assembly. Lineage: Eukaryota; Metazoa; Rotifera; Eurotatoria; Philodinida; Philodinidae.